Pocillopora meandrina is the source of this 3910-nucleotide messenger RNA. Lineage: Eukaryota; Metazoa; Cnidaria; Anthozoa; Scleractinia; Pocilloporidae. The record is from the annotation of a GenBank genome assembly.
AUGCCUGAUGCUUCUAGUGUUGUAAUAACAGCUGUGCUAUUAAUACUUGUUGUUGUGGACGUCGUGGGCAAUACACUUGUUUGUUUAAUCAUAAAACGAUAUCUUCGCACCAAGUAUGAGAGAACAUUCUUUACUGAUUUGUUUCUUCCUUGUCCGAGUGUUUCUGAGUUUGACUUUUGAUCAUUUAUAAUUUGGAUUUUUCAUCUCUAAAUACAGAAAUCCCAUGAAUUAUUUACUUCUGAAUCUGGCCAUAUCUGAUAUCCUAUUCGCAUUGUUCAUCGCACCAAAGAUUAUCGUCAGCUUCAACAUGAGUCACCCGGACGGAUUGGCAGGUGUGGUUCUCUGCAAGCUUUUGACAGGUGGGAAUAUGGCCUGGGUUGCAGGAGUUUCGUCAAUUGUCACUUUGGUUGCAAUUGCCUUUGAAAGAUACUACGCAGUAGUAUAUCCCAUUGCCAGAGAAAAGAAUCUUUCACGGCGCAAACUGAAGGUAAGUCUUUUCAUCAACCCUGAAAAACCAACGGACACCUAAAAAUGUCCAAAAUCUUCCAGUCCUAUUCAAAAUGCGCAUCCAUCAAUUUAGCCACCGGUCCAUCUAACUACCAAUCAUUUGGUAAAGAGCUUAGAAUAACUCUGAACUCACCAUAGUCAUUGUGCAAAUAAAAUUUCACAAAAUUUAGAAACCCCUUUUUAAACUUUCUUUUUCAGAUAAUAGUUAUUGGCGCUUGGGUGUUCUCUGCAUUUUUGAACAUACCAUUAUUCUUGGCUAGGACUUUCGACGAGGAGAAAACCAGCAAAAACUGUGUUCAGAGUUGGCCUGAUCAUGAGAAGUGGAUGUCCACGGCUUAUUCUUUGGCGUGGUUGGUUUUUGUUGUCGUUUCUGUAGGAAUAAUGGUUGUCCUUUAUUCUAUUAUCGUGUGCACAUUGUGGUUCAAAUGCGAUGGAAACAAAGGAAUCAACUAUCAGCAAAAAGUAAGCGUUUAAAUAAGGGAAAAUUAAACACAGGAAGACUUAGGGAAACAAUUCUUGUGGCUAAAAUUAGAAAGUAUUCUUUCUAAAUGACAACUGAACCUUUAGUUGAAAAAGUCUCCUCUAAGGUAAUAUCUUAAAAAGGUUUUUGGUAAUUCAACGUGGUAUAUAUCCUUGUAGUGAAGAAGAGUCAAUUUUUUCAUAAUAAAUUUAACAGCAUACUUCACUACAUUCUCUUAGCUGAUUGGGAUCCUUUUCCUUCUCUCAACUCACAGGGCGUCAUAAAGGUUCGGAAACGUGUUACCUUGAUGGCUAUGGUAGUCAGUUUCAUCUUUGCAGUUUCCUGGGGAGCAGAAACAGUUGAAUACGUGUUGAGGUUUCUUACAACUCUCAACAUUAGCUUUGAACAUAUUGCAGCUGUUGAUAUGAUGGUGUUGUUCAAUUCAGCAGUCAACCCAUUCGUGUAUGCCCUCUUGAACCAUCAGUUCAGACAGAACAUCAAGAGAUUGAUUUGGUGUAGUGAUACACCAGCACCCAGGACUGGAGGAAAGGAAAUUACAAACCGAAGUUCUGAUCAUGAACGCACUAUUGAAAUAUGAUUCUUGAAACGAAACAUUGCUUAUUUUAUCGCACAUGAGCCCCACUAUCAAUAUGUUACAUAUUUUUAGAUAAAGUAAAAUCACUUCACACUAAAAGAACUUAAAUAUUAGAGAAGAAGACAGGUGGAAAGAGAAAUUUAACAACACCACAAAGGAAAGUAAUACUGUGGCGGAUCUAGGGAGGCCCCCCUCCUUAUUUUGGGUGAAAAAAAGAAGAAAAAGAGCCGCAGAAGGAAGAAGAGCCGACAGGGGAAGCCACAAAAAACAGGGCCCUCCCCCUUAGCACAAGGUCUGGAUCACUGACCGCCACUGCAAUACAUAAUACAAGAACCAGGUUAAAUGAAAGUAGAUGUAAAAGAUUUAAGAAUAACAAAUUCCGAAUAAUUUUCAAUUUUCAUCGUUGUAUCAUUCGUAAUCGUAUCUAGUUUACUGAGUUAGACAAUAAUUCCCUGAAAGCAUCCCUUCGGCAUAAAUUAUCAGAAUAACGAACGGGUCACACAACUUUCUCAACCUUUCUACGUGCUGGUAUGGUUUUAAAUGGCUCAAGGCAUUUUGAAAAUCACUGAAAGGGGAAUAGAUUUCUAGUAUUACAUCAUGUAUCUCCAAAUAUUCCCAUCUUUGCUCCAACACAACUUUAGUAAUCUCGAUUUGACACGAAAGCAAAGUGAAUGACUGAAAAACAUGAGUAGAGAUAUGAAAGCAUGAAAAGGGAUUUUUAGCAAAAUUAGGGGACACAUCGUCAAUUGGAUGUUCAUGCAUGGUUGCGUCAAGAAUAUAAUAUAAGGAUUCAUUAAUUUAUUAGCGCAGUUAUUAUUUAUAGUAAUCUCAUCCCAGCGAGAGCACACAUGCAAGUGUAGUGAAAGAUCGCAGUAGUAGUGAAACAGUGUGACCAAAACAAACAGUGGCACACGUGUUGCAACCGAGUUUGUUUCUCGGCUGGAAUGUCUAAUUUUUGAUUUUGUAAAGCAACAAAGUUUAUAAGAAUUGAAAGCUUAUUUACUUCCAAAUAAUUCAAAUGCGAGUUCUUUACCCUCUUUACAAACGCGGAAAUUUGAUUUGACGUAGUCUAUGGUCCUAGUAAGGCUCAUUGUCGCUAUUCUUAACUAUGAAUUGUAACUGACUCAGAAAAAUCACGCCCACUUCCGACUUAACUUGAAUCGAACUUCGAUCAUGACAGAAGAGAAUAUUACGACGAAAGUACAACAGACCUAUGGUAUAAACUUCUGUAAAUUUAAAGUCAUUAUAUUUGGCGUCAAUGAGGAUGAGAAGUUAUGCGCCUGGUAUCCCCAAAUUGCAUCAGGGACGUAUUCCAGCUUGUGAAAUGACUGCCGUAAGCUAUAUUGAUGUUGGUAUGGUUUGUUCUACUGCCUCUUUUGAAUAGCAUAAUCUAAUGGCCUGGAACAAUUUUUUGUUAGUGGAGGUAGCCGGUUUACCUUAUUUACCGGUGUGAUUCAAAAACCAAGAAGGGGUUGAAUGCUCCUCUCUUCACCUUUUCUUCUACUAAUUUGAUGUUAAAUUAAGCUGAGUUCUAUCUAACUCGGGCUUGCUAAAAAAGUUUUUAUUCUAAAUAUUCUCAUUGUCAGUAAGGCGGAUAAUUUUUAGUGAAACGUCGAUAACUUUGUUGUCGUUUUGUAACACUAAACUAAUUGAUAUAAUUGUGCAGUGGUUUUCCUCUGGGCAUCUUUCCUAAAAUUGCAAAGAACUAAAAGAGUUAAGCGGCUGUGAUCUUCAGCUGUUGUGUUUUUGGCGCGACAAUAAACUUUGCAAGGUUUUGAUCUAAGACUUGAACAGCGGCGUUUGUGCUCCUUUCUGUAGUGACACCAAUCUGUGGAAACCGAUAUUAUGAAGAAAAGUUGAAGUUUGUUAAAAAUCAAAGCCAGACACGUUCUGCUUGCUACUUUUGUCAAAUUCGAAGAGAAGUAAGUUAUUCUCACUGUGAAAUAGUAUCGCCACUAAUUCUUCUUUUUGUUGCGCUCGACUACAGCUGCUCGGUAUUUGUUCAUCCUUUAAAAAAAACGUACUUCGUUUGUCUUUUUUCCCUUUGCUUCUCGAGCAGGGAGGAUAUGUCUUCUCAAGACAUAUUUAGACAAGAUUAGUUUUAUUGACGCCCACUCGUAUUGCAGCUGUUGAUAUGAUGGUGUUAUUCAAUUCAACAGUCAACCCAUUCAUGUAUGCCCUCCUUAACCACCGCUUCAGACAGAACAUCAAGAGAGUGAUUUGGCGCAGUGAUACAUUAGAACCCACGACUGGAGGAAAGGAAAAGAUUAGGGAAGGAGAAGGGGGAAAAGAGAAAUUCAACAACACUUUAACUUAAAAGGGAGCUUAGUCUAGCAGUGAAACGAAGG